Molecule: messenger RNA, 1358 nt
Organism: Drosophila navojoa
Lineage: Eukaryota; Metazoa; Arthropoda; Insecta; Diptera; Drosophilidae
Product: exopolyphosphatase PRUNE1
Cellular component (GO): cytoplasm
Molecular function (GO): exopolyphosphatase activity
Source: RefSeq, a predicted model, not a curated record
AUCAAACUUCAUUGGCAGUAAUAAUAACUGAAUCAAGUAGCUGCUGAGAAGAGAGCAAUAUCUGAAAGAACAAAUUCGACUUUCAUUCGACUAAGCUCCGCCGUGCUUUGUUGUAAUUUUCUGUGUGCUUAUAAUGGAAAAUAUUGACGAGAAAUUCCAGAAGGACUUUUUGAGUUUCUUGGAGAGCUCACAAAGUCUGACCAAGUGGCGCCCCACCGGCGGACCAGAGCUCAUGUACAUUGCUCUGUCGAACGAGAGCUGCGACUUGGACUCUGUGGUGAGCACGCUGGCCAUUGCCUAUUUGCGCUAUCGCAAUCCGGGCACACUGCAUCACAACUUUAUGCCCGUAUUGAAUAUGAUGCGACGCGACUAUGCCAGCAAAACAGAGGUGCGCUUCCUGCUGGCGAAGCAGUCGAUCACACCGGAUCGCCAUCUGGUCUUUCGCGACGAUGUGCCCGAGGAACUGCUGCUGCGCUGCCGCUUCAUUUUGGUGAGCCAUCAUGUGAGCCCGUUCCACUACUGCACCGAGGAGGUCUACGACUUCCGGCCGUAUCAGUGCGAGGCAGCCCGCCUGCCCAUCUACUGUCAGCGCAUCAUGCACCCGAUGCGCUCCUGCGCCGCCCUGAUAAUCGAGCGCUACGACAGCCCCAUCUAUAACUAUGUGAAUGUGCGCUGCCUGCGCGUCUUCGAGCUGCUGCAUGCCGGGCUGCUGCUGCAGAACUGCAACUUUAUGAUGGACCCGAUCGAUCAGCUGCACACAGUGCGCGACUACCAGCUGCUGUUGUAUCUGGAGAAGCAUCUGGGCCAGCUGGAGAUGUCGCAGCGCGCGCAGCUCUACGACGCGCUGAUCAAUGCCAUGUUCGAUCUGAACGAGCUGACGCUGCCGCAGAUCUUGCGGCGCGAGUUCAGGCUGCUGCGCGCCAACAACGGCAUCCACCUGGUGCGCGUCGCCCAGUGCUGCUUCCCCAUGGCCGUCACCCGUUUCAUCUCGUUCGAGUUCGCCCAACUGGCCGUGCAGCAGUUCGCCGCGGAGCACAACUGCGACUUCAUCAUGCUGCUCGGCACCAGCGUGCACCCGAUGGGCGGUUUGGUGGUGAAGGAGCUCGGCCUGAUACCGAUGGACUCGCUGCGCGAUGUGGAGGACAGACGGCUCUUCGAUCACAUGAUUAUCAAUCUGAAUGCCUCGAUCGAGCCGAUGCUGGCGCUGGAGCCGUAUCGCGGCCUCAACUUCAUGCAGGGCGUGUUCUUCUUCGUCAAUGUGUGGAACGUGCAGUUCCAGGAUAUGAUGCAGCUGCUCCAAAGCAUUGUCUUCAACUGGGUAUCCAAGGACCAGAACUUUAUCGCCUAACCAGGCAUUA